Lactuca virosa is the source of this 676-nucleotide messenger RNA. NCBI's taxonomy places the organism in Eukaryota, Viridiplantae, Streptophyta, Magnoliopsida, Asterales, Asteraceae. The record is from the annotation of a GenBank genome assembly.
AGUUGAUGAAAUUAAAAGGGCAACCAAUGCCACAUACAAAUACACUUGACGAAACACGACUCAAACUAGACAACUCAAUCUAUUUCUCAUAAUCACCACAAUCAAUCCAAAUCUCCACAAAAACACACCAAAAAAUCAAUCAAGACUGAAAACGCAACAUGAAGAUGUCAACAUUAACACCUUCUUUUGCAUAUGGUACAAUGCUCCCACCGCAGAAGGAGCACAAAGUCAGCUCACGCUUAAAGAUUAGUGCUCAAAGAUCUCAAUUUGAAGGGUGGUCGAGUAAUCCCGUGGAUUUAAAUAUGAUGGUUCCAAACGAUAGGAUCAAGGUGAUGAGGACAAAAAAGACGUUGAAGGGAAACCAUAGACCAUACGGAUGGGACUAUGCAUCGAAUUAUAUACACAAACCUAAAAAACACCCUGAGUAUCUACAAACAAUCCUCUUAAUUUUUGGCCCUAUGAGUUUUUCAAUCCUCUUUGGCACCACUCUUAUUUGUAUUUUUUCCCUAGUGGUUCACCUCAUCCUAUGAAUGACCUCAACCAAAUAGCAUUACCCAAAAUAAAUUCAAGGAAGGAAAGAGAGCAACAUUCGAUUAAUGUUUCUUAUAAAAUCAUGUUAUCCUAUGAAUAAUAAGAUGUGAAGUGAUUUGUACUAAGUGAGAAGGGCAUGUAAUAG